ACGUGGGAGGAGGUGUAUGGAGGAGCUGCGUCGGCAAACUUAAAGUUUCCAUUCCCCGCGUCCCGCGUCCUAACAAAAUCCAAAAAGGUCUUAUCUUGUGCUUAUCUCAGAACAGAUCACUACACGGUUCUCACUUCACACAGCUUCACUCUUCUAUUGAGACAAUGGAGGGAUUGAUCAAAGGUUUGAUCGACGUUGCGCUUGGCGGUGGUGGCCGCGAUGGAGAAAAUGAGGAUCGAGAUGAACGCUCCAGAUCCAGUUGGGCCCAGGUGGUGUCAGGGGAGCAGGAUAACGAUGAUCGUACACAUGGCCAUAAUCCUCCGAAUCAGUGGAGAAGACAGGAGGAGAGUCAACAAGAGCACGACGGCUGGGAGGUUUCGGGUUCAAGACCUUCCAGCAGACCCCACAAGGCUGAGUAUGGGGGAUAUGAAAAGGAUGAAGGUGGCGACCACCAUGGUUAUAGCCAAAGUGAAUGGAGCAGAAAGGAACAAGAUAAUGAGAAUAAUGAUGGCUGGGAAACUGUUGGCAGAAAGCCUCAAAGACGACCACACAAGGUUCGGAUGGAUCACUGGCAAGGAUAUAAACGAUCUCCUAGUGAGCAAGAAUACUCUGAUGAGGUUGAAACUGGUACUAGCAUAGAACCUUCUGAAGAGGAACUUGCUGACUUGUCACAAGCUUGCAACAGGCUGUGGCAACUCGAUUUAAACCGUUUGGAACCUGGAAAGGAUUAUCAGAUUGACUGUGGUGAAGGGAAGAAGGUUUACCAAAAGCAAGAUAUGGCAGAAGGAAGUCUGUUUUAUUCGUUAAGCGAAGACAUAUUUAGAAGACCUACAUUUUCUCGGUUCUGUUCUCUCUUAGAUAAUUACAACCCAAACGCUGGGUGCAAAGAAGUUGUUACAUCUGAGGAGAAACAAGAGCAGUCUGCUUUCAUAGAAGAAAUCAGUAGAACUGCACCAAUUAAAUAUCUUCACAAGUACCUCUUUUUGAAGGGCAUUGUAUCUGAAAACUAUCAAGAUUUCAAAAGAAUGAUGACGAAGCUAUGGUUUGAUCUUUAUGGUCGAGGUGGUACAUCCAGUUCCUCUUCUGCCUUUGAACAUGUUUUUGUUGGAGAAAUCAAGCAACAGGGUGAGCAAGAAGUUACUGGCUUCCACAAUUGGAUUCAGUUUUACCUAGAAGAAGCAAAAGGAAGAGUUGAUUAUCAAGGUUAUAUAUUACCCCGAAGACGAGGGGAAACUCCGGACUCUGAAACACAGUUGCUUACAAUUCAGUUCGAAUGGAAUGGGGUUCUCAAAUCUGUGUCAAGUACUUUCAUUGGGGUGAGCCCAGAAUUUGAAAUUGCUCUCUAUACUCUGUGUUUCUUUGUGGGUGGAGAGGAUAACUAUGUGCAGCUGGGUCCAUACUCUGUUAAUAUCAAGUGCUACCGAUUCGGAGAUAAAAUCGGUUCUGUAUUUCCAAUAGCAGAAUGUUGAUUUUCGGCUCUGUGAAUUAUUAUUAUCCAUAAGCUACUGAAAGGCUAAGACAUAUGUUAAUGUUACCGUAUAACAUAAGUUUAUGAUAUCGUAAUGAAUGUUAUUUCUUGAAUAAUUUCCUAAUUUGGUAAUAUGUGUGUAAAACUUACAAACAAUGUUGAUAAGCAUUCGCUUCGGCUUAAUAUUAUGUCGAUUCAAA
This is a messenger RNA of Durio zibethinus, 1668 nucleotides long. RefSeq lists its product as uncharacterized. Gene Ontology annotation, molecular function: RNA endonuclease activity. NCBI's taxonomy places the organism in Eukaryota, Viridiplantae, Streptophyta, Magnoliopsida, Malvales, Malvaceae. The record is from RefSeq and is a predicted model, not a curated record.